Funneliformis caledonium is the source of this 285-nucleotide messenger RNA. The record is from the annotation of a GenBank genome assembly. NCBI's taxonomy places the organism in Eukaryota, Fungi, Glomeromycota, Glomeromycetes, Glomerales, Glomeraceae.
AUGUCUUGGAAAAAUUUAUUAUCAAAAAACCUUAAAGAACUUCGUGUUCAUUUUUGUCAAACUAAUCCUGCUAGUAAUGGAGUUAGGGAAUUUAUCGCCAAAAAUUAUCUCCCGUUAAAAGAAGCUAACCCAAAUUUUCCAAUUUUAGUUCGUGAAGCAAGUGGUGUGGAAGCAAGAUUUUUUGCUCGUUAUGGUAUGGGUAAAGAGAAAAAAGUUGUAUUGAAUAAUUUAUCUGCUAAGGAUGUAGAAUCUAAAUUAGAGGAAUUAGUAAGAGUAGCAGUAUAA